Alternaria metachromatica is the source of this 540-nucleotide messenger RNA. RefSeq lists its product as uncharacterized. Bases 1 to 540 code for a protein of 179 amino acids. The record is from RefSeq and is a predicted model, not a curated record. Lineage: Eukaryota; Fungi; Ascomycota; Dothideomycetes; Pleosporales; Pleosporaceae. The transcript has a single exon.
AUGAAGUGUCAGCUUCUCUCCACCUCACUCCUCCUAAGCCUCGUCCUCGCCGCACCAAUCGCAGAGCCGAGCAACAACGUACAGCGAGCUGACAAGCAAUCCUGCUCAUCAAAGCCCCACCCAACUCUAGAAGACUUCCACAAGGCAGCAAAGAAAUGGUGCGACGACCACGUCCGUGCCGACGCUCCCAAUCCUCCUCUCCUUCCCAAACCCGUCAUCGACCCUCACAACAAGCCCAUCAUGCCGCCUCUCACCGCCGACUAUGCCUUCAAGCUGCCCAAUCCCGAUAAGAAGAAGCCUGACAUCUCUCUCGCUGUGACUUUCGAGAUUCACGGAUUUGCGCCUAUUCAGCGUGAUGACUGUUACCUUGGGUUUGGCAUGCAAAACGGCUGGGAUAAUGGGCGGAAGAACGAUGGAAAGGUGCAAGAGGAGGAGCAAAUUGAGAAGGGUAAUGUAUGUACGGGCCCAGGUGGGAAGACACUGGUUCAGGGUUGGGAUCAGUCGGUGGGUUGGAAUAGUUACGGUGUUAGCUUUAAGUGA